Molecule: messenger RNA, 1854 nt
Organism: Fusarium oxysporum Fo47
Lineage: Eukaryota; Fungi; Ascomycota; Sordariomycetes; Hypocreales; Nectriaceae
Exons: 3
Coding region: 1-1854 (617 amino acids)
Source: RefSeq, a predicted model, not a curated record
AUGGCCUCUCUAGCCCGUGGUAAGCCUCGCAAGUUUGGCGAGAGGAUCUUCAAAACUUCAAAGGCCACCUCCAUUGCCAGUCUUACAGACCUGCGUAAGGAGCUUGGGUACGGCCAUCCUGGUCAAGAUCAAGACAUUGCCUUCAAGCGAGCCAUUCGACACCAGAUCGAGCAAUUCAAAUCCACUGAAGGUAUCCCCGGGUACAGGCUCACUAAGUGGACAGAUCCUUCUCAUAAGAGAGGACUUCUCGAAAUCACUAGGGACUUUCUUGAUACUCAAGGAAAGGGGGUUGAGUACUGGCCUGACAGGUGCCACCUUGACACAUCACGCCCAUUGCGAUAUCACAAAGACUCUGCUAAGUAUGCCUUCGAAAUACACACACCUUUGGCCUUGAGCAUAGCUGACAACGGCCGUAAUAGGAUACACCGUCUCAUGAUCAAGGUCUUUUGGCGCACAGCUAAGGAAUACAAGCGACACAAAACGUCAAGUGUGGCCACUGCUCAGCUACUCUCGCAACCCACCAACACAAUCGAUAGACCCAUCAAGGCUCAGGAUAACUCUGACGGCACUGAUCAUCGAGUACUACACAAUACACCAGAUAUCAGGGGCCAGACUGCGGAUAACCCUAUAUAUUUAGAUGAUAUGCCACCAUUUGUUCAAGGAGUAUCCGAAACUCACGCCCCCUUUGCUGGCCAACCUAUGGCUCCGUUUUGCGACGAGAGGUUCGAAAGUAACGGGCCUGAAAACUCGGAACAUAUCCGUGCCAUGAUUGGCAUUCCUUUCGACCCCAACAUUCAGAACUUUGCUCCUCCGACUCAGGAGACUAUGGCCACCGGCCUUGACGACACUCUCGACCUCCUGCAACAGGAUGAACAGAGGGCCCAGAACAAUGGCAAGCGACCAGCUGAGCUCAACGAUGACAAUACUCCACAACCUUCGUCCUCCCAGCCACAACAUCUGCCCACUAAACGCGCCAGGAAACGCAUUGCCCGACUAGAUAGUGCCCCCGAAGAAGAGGUUGCAGUGUAUGAUGAGACUUCGUCUUCAUCUAUGCAGUCAUCGCAACACAGCAACUGGUCGGCACCAAAUCAGCCAACAAGAGGCUCCCCGUUCAAAGGCCCCUUACCCCGUCAUGGUAGUCGUAGUGUAGGGAGAAAGACUUUCGAGCCCGAGAGAACACCAAGAGUAGAAGCUGCUCGACGCGCUGAGCGAGACGCUCAAGCUACUGUAUCGGCCAUAGAGGAAUGUCACGCUACAACUACUGAUACAGGCUCCGCCGACGGGGUUCAGGAGCACACAGCUGAUGAAUCUCAAAUUCAACCCACGCUGCCUCAUCCUGAGCCCGUCGGAGAUAUGGCGCUCAUCCAGGAGCCAACACCGGCACAAGAGGCAACUCCAGUUCAGGAGAGCGGUGCUCCUGGGGUAGAUCUUAGUCAAGCUGCUUCUCAGAAUGUCUCAGACUCAAGGAGGAACCCUCGCCUCAAAUUACAAUCGAAAGCUCUUAUGGCGUCUCGUAUUGAACUACGAUCCAGCAUCUCCAACUGCAUGUCUUUAGAGAUAUGGAGGCCUUCUUCGUCUAUAUUCGACAUGUCUCUUGAAGAAUUGACAGCCGCUCUAGUUCCGAAUCGCGAGUUUGGGAGUCUUCACUUGUUAUUUAAGUCGCUGAUACCUGGACGCCAGCGCGGUUUACCAGCUCCGGCUCUGCGCAAUGGAGAUAGUGACUUUCGUUUCUUCAAGCUGGAGUGUUUGGACAUUAUUAUUGAAGAGUUUGAGCGUUCUCGGUCGCUUCCGAAGGCCGAGAGGCCGGAAUUGGCCUAUUCGAUCCACAUCUCCAGAGCGCUUGACUUCUACUGA